Messenger RNA from Musa acuminata subsp. malaccensis (wild Malaysian banana), 396 nucleotides. The record is from RefSeq and is a predicted model, not a curated record. NCBI's taxonomy places the organism in Eukaryota, Viridiplantae, Streptophyta, Magnoliopsida, Zingiberales, Musaceae.
ACUCUCUCAACGACAACUGGUUUGUGUGCAUCGAGAGUCACCACCAUGAAGAAACUGCUUUGUGCAUAUGUCUCCUGUGUUCUUAUGUUGGCCCCUCAUCUCUCUCACCAGGCAGCACCGGUAGAUUCUUCUUCCUCCUUUCCAUCUCCAACCACAGAUGGCCGAGACCUAGGCAGAAAGUCACUGAAGGAGGUUGGCUUCCCACCACCGAAUUGUGCAGGCAAAGAGAAAGCUGAGAUGAUUCCUAGGACGAAGGAAUCAAAGCUCAAGGUCAGUUCACUAGGCAAUGAGCACAAGAAGCAAGAGGAAGGGGAAGGUCUCAUCAUCUACAGCGCAGAUUACAGUCUAGUGAGCACGCAUCCUCCUCCACUGCACAAGCAUUCCAAGCCAUAGUCU